This is a messenger RNA of Nymphaea colorata (pocket water lily), 1401 nucleotides long. Its product is annotated as WAT1-related protein At5g07050-like. Gene Ontology annotation, molecular function: transmembrane transporter activity. The record is from RefSeq and is a predicted model, not a curated record. Gene Ontology annotation, cellular component: plasma membrane. Lineage: Eukaryota; Viridiplantae; Streptophyta; Magnoliopsida; Nymphaeales; Nymphaeaceae. The transcript has 6 exons. Bases 57 to 1139 code for a protein of 360 amino acids.
ACCUCAAUUACUAAAGCCUGUUGCCUUUCUUGAAGGGGAAGGAGCGGACCUCCACCAUGAAGCAAAGUGCCAUCCCGUAUCUGGCCAUGGUGUGCCUGCAAUUAGCCUAUGUUGGCUCCAAUUUUCUUUGCAAAGCUGCCUUAGAUGAGGGGAUGAGCAUCUUUGUAUUCGUCGUGUAUCGCCACAUUAUCGCCAUGUCGAUUCUAGGACCAUUUGCUUACUAUCAUGAGAGGGAACGGCGUCCGCGGCUCACAAUUUCAACUGCGAUGAAGCUAUCAUUUCUUGCUCUUAUUGGGAUCACUUUCCAACAAAAUGUCCACUAUGCUGGCCUCCGCUAUGCCACUCCAACUGUAGCAUCUGCCUUGAACAACCUCAUCCCCGCAGUUACUUUUGUCAUGGCAGUCUUAUUCAGAAUGGAGAAAGUAUGCAUUCAAAAUCUUCAUGGGCAAGCUAAAGUUUUCGGCACUCUGGUCUGCAUAGGAGGCGCACUGAUUUUUACAUUUUGGAAAGGAGUUGUGUUUAAGGGAUUUCAGAUUUCAAUGUUCAAUAUUUAUAGAGCAACCCCAGUAAGCCAGAGGCAUGAUUGGUUCAAGGGUUCAGCUCUCCUCACCACUAGUUACAUUGCCUUCAGUUCAUAUCUUAUAUUUCAGGCUGCAAUCUACAAGGAGUUUCCUGCACCAUUGUCUAUGACUGCCUUGGUCUGUUCCUUUUCAUCACUGCAAGCACUAGUCGUUGCUCUGGCGUUUGAAAGGCAUUCUUCAGCAUGGAGAUUAAGUUGGAACCUGCAACUUAUAACAAUUAUAUACUGUGGAACCAUAAUGUCAAUUGUUGUAUAUUACGUGCAAACAUGGUGUAUAAGCAAGAGAGGGCCUGUUUUUGUAUCUGCCUUCCAACCUCUUCUCUUUAUGGUUAUAGGCCUGCUAUCGUUUCUUCUUUUUGCAGAGCAGCUUCCCUUGGGCAGUCUCGUUGGCGCCAUCAUCAUCAUCAUUGGCCUUUACUGUGUACUAUGGGGCAAGAGCAGUGAUACCAAGGUUGGUAUUGACGAAGAAAUGGCCAACAAAGAAGUCACUGAAAGCAAAACGUCGAGCUUUUGUAGCACCGACUGCAAACCAAAUGACCCUGUUGCGGUGAUCAAAUGAUCUGCAGGCAUGCGACCUUCCUCAUCUUCAUCAUAUAGGAAAAUGACUCAUCAAGCAAGUUCUAGAAUAACUGCCAGACAUCUUGUAAAAUGAUAAUGCUUAAGUGCCAUAUCUCUGAACAAGGUUUUAGCAGUAGGAGCAAAGAGAAACGAUUGCAUCUUUCCUUUCCGAGUUUUUCAUAACUAGCUUACAUGCUUGCGCUCACCAUGAAGUGGCGUUGAAAUUAUUUUGUUUUACUGAGUGCAAAUCAUUUAAAUGUUAA